GAGCGAAAUCUAUCUUCUUAUCCGCAUCCUCUUGAACCAAUAGCGAGUUGGAGUCCAUGCCGUGGCUGACAGCUGUUGCUGCUUCUCAUCAAACACAGCCGCUUCUGCUUCUUCUACAACAGGCAUUACUUCCUCCAUCUUCCUGAUUAUGGCGUCCACUCUGGGCACUUCUUCAAUUGCGACCUUCCCUUCUCGAUACCUCUCCUCCCCUUCGUCCAGAACUUCCCUUCAUUCGCUCUCUUUAACCAGAGCUCAAAGCUAUGGGCGCAAGUUUUAUGGAGGAAUUGGAAUUCGUGGCUUAAAGGGAAGGUCUCGCUUCUCAGUGGCCAGCGUCGCGACUGAAGUAAACUCUGCAGAACAGGGUCUGAAGACUGAUUCUGAAGAUAGCCAGAGGCCAGUGUACCCAUUUGCCGCUAUAGUAGGACAAGAUGAGAUGAAGUUGUGCCUUCUACUUAACGUGAUUGAUCCCAAAAUUGGAGGGGUGAUGAUCAUGGGGGAUAGAGGGACAGGGAAAUCAACAACUGUUAGGUCAUUAGUGGACUUGCUUCCUCAAAUUAGGGUUGUUUUUGGGGACCCAUAUAACUCAGAUCCAGAAGAUCCAGAGUCCAUGGGCAUCGAGGUGAGAGAGCGUAUAACAAAAGGAGACAAACUUGAGGUUGUGUUGACUAAAAUCAACAUGGUUGAUUUGCCAUUGGGAGCUACAGAAGAUAGAGUCUGUGGGACAAUUGACAUUGAAAAAGCCCUCACAGAGGGUGUCAAAGCAUUUGAGCCUGGUCUCUUGGCCAAAGCCAAUAGGGGAAUCCUCUAUGUUGAUGAAGUCAAUCUGUUGGAUGAUCAUUUGGUAGAUGUUUUAUUGGAUUCUGCUGCCUCUGGCUGGAACACAGUGGAGAGGGAGGGUAUUUCAAUCUCGCAUCCGGCUCGGUUCAUCUUAAUUGGCUCAGGCAACCCAGAAGAAGGGGAGCUUAGGCCACAACUUCUCGAUAGAUUUGGGAUGCAUGCUCAAGUAGGGACUGUGAGGGAUGCCGAGCUACGAGUGAAAAUUGUGGAGGAGAGAGCAAGGUUUGAUAGGAACCCAAAGGAGUUUCGAGAUUCCUACAAGGCAGAGCAGGAAAAGCUUCAGGGACAAAUUGCUUCAGCGAGAAGUAAUCUUUCUUCAGUUCAGAUCGAUCAAGAUCUCAAGGUGAAGAUCUCCAAGGUCUGUGCAGAGCUGAAUGUGGAUGGACUGAGAGGGGACAUAGUGACAAACAGAGCUGCAAAAGCUCUUGCUGCUCUUAAGGGAAGGGACAAAGUGAGCGCAGAGGAUAUUGCCACAGUCAUUCCUAACUGCUUGAGACACCGCCUGAGGAAGGAUCCUUUGGAGACUAUAGACUCAGGUUCACUUGUAAUUGAGAAGUUUUACGAGAUAUUUAGCUGAUGGUGCUGUGAUAUAACAUGGUCCAUUAGCCCUAGUGAUUUAUGAGCAUAUUACUAUUUCUUUAGCCACCCCACCUUUAUUACGUUGGGAUUUUCACCGCACCGCACUUUAGGCACAUAGCAAGAUGAAAUCAUGCACACUCGAGUCAAGUGAAACUACGAUUAUUCCAUCGUGAAUUUGAAGAAUAUUAUAAAAAGAUUAUAAUGUACCUGAUAUGAUGCAAAUUAUUAGAAUCAUCAAA
Messenger RNA from Neltuma alba, 1655 nucleotides. RefSeq names its product magnesium-chelatase subunit ChlI, chloroplastic. Gene Ontology annotation, molecular function: ATP hydrolysis activity; magnesium chelatase activity; ATP binding. Gene Ontology annotation, biological process: chlorophyll biosynthetic process. The record is from RefSeq and is a predicted model, not a curated record. NCBI's taxonomy places the organism in Eukaryota, Viridiplantae, Streptophyta, Magnoliopsida, Fabales, Fabaceae. Gene Ontology annotation, cellular component: chloroplast stroma. The coding region runs from base 149 to 1414 and encodes 421 amino acids. The transcript is spliced from 3 exons.